CAGUUGAGAUAUAUCCCAGGAGUCGUGUAUACAUCGCCAGUGCAGAGACCCCCGGACAAAGCCGGACCCCGCACCUCCCGCAAAAGCCGCACUGAUAACGGAGGAUCCCGGUGUCUCCUGCCGAGACGCGACAGCGCUGUACAGCCGGAAGCUUCGAAGGGGUCCCGGGCAGGAUGAAGGGGCUAUGGCCGCUCUGUCGGGGGCUCCGGCUGCUGAGGACACGUGGAUCCACCCGGAGGCUCCACCAGAGCGGGAUGUGCAUGGCCGCCGACGAGCCGCAGUCAAGCUUCCAGCCAUCGUUUGGCCUGCUCUUCGACAUUGAUGGAGUACUUGUCCGAGGAAAGACCCCGAUCCCUGCUGCUAAAAAAGCUUUUCAGAAGUUGGUGAACAGCCAAGGCCAAUUCUUGGUGCCCGUCGUAUUUGUCACCAAUGCUGGAAACUGCCUCCGUCAGACCAAAGCUGAUCAGCUGUCAGACAUACUGGGCGUGCCGAUUUCUCAGGAUCAAGUGAUGAUGUCGCACAGUCCUCUGCGCAUUUUCAGGCAGUAUCACAAUAAGUGUGUCUUGGUGUCUGGACAAGGACCUACUCUCGAUAUUGCAAAAUAUUUAGGAUUUUCGAAUCCUAUCACAAUAGACUCUGUGCUGGAGUCAUACCCUUUCCUGGAUAUGGUGGAUCAUAGUAAAAGACCUAAAAUUCUGCCAUCUGCAGCCGUGAAUCUUCCCAAAAUAGAAGCUGUGAUCCUCUUUGGAGAACCUGUUCGAUGGGAAACCAACCUUCAGAUCAUCAUGGAUGUUCUGCUGACUGACGGUCACCCUGCGAAUCCCCAUCAGCCUGCCAAUUAUCCACAUAUCCCAAUUCUGGCCUGUAACAUGGACCUGAUGUGGAUGGCUGAGGCCCACUCGCCCAGGUUCGGCCAUGGCAUCUUCAUGGUUUGUUUAGAGAACAUCUAUAAGAAGAUUACAGGGAAGGAGCUGAAAUACGAAGCCUUGAUGGGAAAACCCAGUGAGGUGACCUAUCACUAUGCAGAAUACCUCAUCCGGACCAAAGCAGCGGAGAUGCAGUGGAAGAACCCCGUCCAAACGCUUUAUGCAAUAGGGGACAAUUUAAUGACUGAUAUUUAUGGUGGUAACCUCUACAACCGCUACCUUCAGAAUAGGAACUCCAGAAAAGGCUCCAAGGCAUUGGUGCAAGCUGGCUCUGGAGCGCGAGUAACCACGGUGUCUCAGGAGGAGGAAGCGGCGUGGGAAAGUGAGCUCUCCUAUCCCAGCGCGACUCAGUGCAAGUCCGUUCUCGUGUGCACUGGGAUCUACAAUCCUCAUGCCGAAGUGCCUGCCGACCCUUCACAGUCUGUUACUGAAACCGUAUUUCACGGCCAUCGGGAUUUCAGGAUCGAUCCAGCCUUGAUUGAACCUGGGCACAUUGUUCCUGAUGUGAAUGCCGCCGUCGACCUGAUCUUCCAACUAGAAACCUUUGUGCCAAACAGUGAUAAGAGGACUUUAUAAAGAUUUCUAUAUAGUUUUAAAUAGAUAUAUAUACACUUACUAUCAGGAUAUAACCCAGUUAACCUCAAAGUUCUGAUGUUUGUCAUUGUUGCUGCACUUUACCAUUUCUCUGACUCUCGACUCUCGUACUUUUAAAUCUAUUAUCCCUAAAUCUUUUUAAAAUAAUAUAUAGACACAUUUUAAGUAUUUAUAUUGUUUUAUGUAAUAGGAAUAUUGCACAAAACAAGCAAAUUACCAGGUAGCUACAUGAAAAACAAAAGUGACCCCUUCAUUUGUGUCAUGUAAAUGAUUAGUGUUGUUUUAUCUCCUAUAUACUCUGACUUAGGGCUGGUUACAUGGAAGAAAUAUCCGCUUGGCUCGUUGGCUGUGCUGGUUGUUCCUGGCAUGUAUUGCCUGCCCGUGUGUGUAUCUCUGCUUUGGAGGUACCUGGGGUAAAAUUUUGGAAUUGUAUCCUGUCUCUCCCUAAAUCCCUGCUUCUGUAAGGAGGGCAGAUUAGGAAUAUGACUUACAACAUCUUGCUGUAAAUUUUCACCCCUUUUUAUUCGGUUACCAAUGGGGAAUUUCAGAAAAUAGAAUUCUGUAAUACGGUGUAGGUAUAUAUGCCAAAGGUGGUUUAUUGUUUUAUUGCCCUUAUACAUCGAACAAAUAAAUGGAGCAACAUUGUAGUCUUGAUUUGAAAUACUGUACGAUGGAGUAUACAGCUUCUAUGCGGAACUGUGUCUCUCCUUUUAUCGACUACACUCUUUGCUGGAGUCUGAAUCCUGCAUGUCCUUUUACACAGGGCAAUUAUCAGGAACGAACCAAGCGUUCUUGAUAAUUGCCUAAUUGCCAGUGGGGAUGAAGCUGUGUUUUCAUGCAGCAGUCAUCUCUCCGUGAUUGCUUGAUCCCAUCCAGAGGAGAUGACUCAAGGCUUCUGGGCAGCAGAUCCCUGUUUGCACAGGGCAAUCUGCUGUCCAGGAGCCGUGAUUUUUGGGAGCCAGAGAAAAUAUAGAACAUGUCCUAUUCUUGUCUGUUUUGCAGACGAGAACAGGCAUUUCUAUCAAAUAUCUGAUCACCCAAGAAUUUACUCAUUCAUCAGGUGAUUGGAGGCACCUUCAGGGGCCAUUCACAGGCAGUGGCGUACAUACAGGGGUCGCAGUUGCGACCGGGUCUGGCACUACAGGGGGCUCGGCCACCCCCCCCCCUGUCCCCUGCAGUCAGUGUUCCCUCUAAGCUGCGCAGGUGGGCGGCCAGCAAAUAUUGUGGCCCUGCUCACAAUUUUAUGAUCCCCGCUCAGCCACAUUGUGCCACUCAAGCUUCUGGCAGUCAGUGCAGUGUCAGAAACGUGGCAUGCAGACUCGUGGCCGCGCCGGCAGCUUGAGCUUAACUUCUCUCCCUCCGUCAUGCGCCUCCUGCCCCGUCUGCCGGCUCCUCCCACUUUAUGAAUGAAGCCGGAAGGAGGCGCAUGACGGAGGGAGAGAUGUUAAGCUCAAGCUGCCGGCGCGGCGGCGAGUUUGCAUGCCACCCUAGUUAGUAAGUACAGCAGAGCUUGGGCUACUUUUAAAAAGAUUAAGCUUUACAUAAAUAUACUUUACAGCUGUGUGCGGGGCCGGAGUAUUAGAGUAGAGCCACUGCACCGGCGCCGCCUCUAGGGUCCCCGCCUCCUCCCUCCCCACUGAUACAUUACUAGACGGCACUUAUGGGGGAUCUGUGGAUGACACAUAUAUAGCAUAAUAUGCUAUAUGUGUCAUCCACAGAUAUCCCAUAACUGUGUCCUCCACAGAUGGCAGUACAGCAGGAUUGCCAUCCAAAAUUGGCCUGUCCCGCACAAAGUGGUACUGUUGGGAGGCAUGUUGGGUGAAUGGUAGGGGAGUGGUGGAGGCAUGGAUUGUGUGUACGCCACUGUUCACAGGACCUUAUCUAUUUUGCAGUCCGUGGCUGGUAUCGGUCCUUUGCAGAUCCGCCAUUUGCAGGCCACAAAAUGGAUACGGUUGUGUGAAUGCCCCUUUAAGGUGCCACUCAUCACCUGAUGAAUGAGAAAACUCUCGGGUGAUCAGAUAUUUGGUAGAAAUUCCUGUUCUUGUCUGCAAAAUUGAAAUAUACUGGUUUGCAUUUUUUGCUAAAAAUACGGUCCUGUGAAUGCCCCCCCCCCCCUUACAUAGGCCAUUAUUAUCCUAGAAUUCUCCUCUCGAUAAUUGCCCCAUCAGAGGUCCAUAUAAAAGAUCUUAACUCGCCCCUACCGCCUGCUAUUUGGCAGAUGGAAUGAAGUAUUGUAUGGCUGCAUCAUCAGACUACAUGGAGAUUCAUAAACCUGCCUAUGAGCGGUCUACACAAGACCUGUAUGAUUCUGUAAUGGACUAUUUGCAAGUUGCUUCAUUUUUAGUGUUGGAUGCAUUGGUAAAGUAGCAAAAAAGGCACAAGGCAGACAUACCCUCAGGAGCGCUAGGAACAACGUAGCACAUGGACUCGCCGCUUACUUGUACAAAUAUUUCAAGCCUAUAUACUCUGCAUAGUAAGUAUGCCAGGCGGGAUAGUCCGACACGCAACUGAGGCCUAAGGAUGUUUUAUGCACAAACACCAGUUGCCUACAAAUACUACAGUCCAUAGUCACCUGUGUAGAAUAAACCAAGGUGCUGAAUGUUUUUACGGUUUAGAAACGGCUGCUUCUGCUUGACAGCAGAAUUUUAGGACUUGUCUUUGCAGCUAAUGUUUCAGUGCAAUAUAUAAAAGAUCUGUUUUUCUAGGGCAUUUCCACUAUUUUUAAAUGGGGCAUUUUAAAGGAUACUGAAACUCUUGUAAUUUUUCUACGGUAUUUUAACAGCGUAAUGGGCGACACGUGCCCCAGGUUGUGACUUGAAUUUGUUUUGUUGCCAGCCUUUGUUUUCUGCAUGGAUUUUGCAUCUUAUUCUUAAUUUAUGAGCCUGUUACACAUUAUUCUUUCCAUACGGUUGUAAUAAAAUGGUCUGUCUGACAACACAAUUAGUAUGUGUAUAUUUUAUUUUGUGUCCCAAGCCUGGAGACAGAUCCUCUGUCAGGGCUGUGCAGUACUUAACACUGUAAUUAUCCAUUGUGCAAUCACGGUAGAUCACCCUGCUUUAUUGGGGGGGGGGACUAUCCAAAAUUGCAGGUAAAUGAACGUGGAUUUAGAACAGUCAUUUUCAUGUAUUCCCCUGUUAAUAUUACCAUCAAUGUAAUACAAUUGUACAGUGCUAUAAUUGUGGUGUGUAAUAAAACUCAGACGGCUAAAGCUACAUGAUAGAAACCCGCUGUUGAAUAAAUGGCCAAUUUUUUUAUCCUAUGAUAUUGUUGGCUGUCAGCAUUAUAAACUUAUCAUGCAUAAAAAUCAUCAGAUUUUUGCGGCUCAGAUGCGGACCCAAUCACUUCA
This is a messenger RNA of Bufo gargarizans (Asiatic toad), 4866 nucleotides long. RefSeq names its product haloacid dehalogenase-like hydrolase domain-containing 5. Gene Ontology annotation, cellular component: mitochondrion. Lineage: Eukaryota; Metazoa; Chordata; Amphibia; Anura; Bufonidae. The transcript has 8 exons. Gene Ontology annotation, biological process: glycerophospholipid biosynthetic process. The coding region runs from base 174 to 1502 and encodes 442 amino acids. The record is from RefSeq and is a predicted model, not a curated record.